Lonchura striata (white-rumped munia) is the source of this 981-nucleotide messenger RNA. RefSeq names its product small integral membrane protein 7 (gene SMIM7). Lineage: Eukaryota; Metazoa; Chordata; Aves; Passeriformes; Estrildidae. The record is from RefSeq and is a predicted model, not a curated record.
CGCCGGCCCGGAGCCGCCGCCGGAGCCAUGAUCGGGGACCUGCUGCUCUGCGGGACGCUGCUGGUGAACGCCGGUGCCGUGCUCAACUUCAGGCUGAGGAGGAGGGACACGGAGGGAUUCGGAGAGGAGCAGAGGGAACCCACCACCGGCGACAAUAUCAGAGAGUUCUUGCUGAGUCUCAGGUAUUUUCGAAUCUUCAUUGCCUUGUGGAAUAUCUUCAUGAUGUUCUGCAUGAUUGUGUUAUUUGGAUCUUGAAAGCCACCCAUGGAUAUUAGAAGAGACUUUUGGCUGGGAACAAACUUUUCUAGGAGUAAAAUAUUCUGCUGCUCUCCAGCUGCAGCCCUGGGCCUGUGGGACACGCUCGUCCCCUCCAGGUUCCUGCUCUGCGGGGGCUUGGAGCCACAACCUUCACACAAAUGAUCUCAGCUUCACUGAAAGGGAAUUUUGACUUGGUUUCCUAAGCUCAGAGUGAGAGCAGGGGAGAACUGGAGCCAGUUUUAAACCUCUGCUUUGCCAGUCCAAACUGGGUCUGUGCCAGCUCGAGUUACCCCCGUCUGUCCAAGUCACACUCCUGAGUUCUCAGUUUUGUGUAAAAGUUGAGCAGAGUGUUCUUGUAACUUCUCACUAUUCCAUUCAUUUCUUUGGAGGCGUAGAAAAGGAAUAUUCAAGAAAAAAAAAUGCCAUUCUCACCUUCUCCCUAUUUCCCUAUUUUUCCAGAAAAAAAAUGCUUUGUAAAAUAAUACUUAAAAUAAUUUUUUUUUCCUAAGCAAUAUGUAAAGGAUUUUGAAUGGGGAAAAAUGGCAAAAAUAAUUCUCUAAGCAAAUGUUAAGAGAUAAUUUUGGAAUAAUCUUGGAUUUGGUUGAAUAAAGUUGCUCUAUUUAAGGGUAAAGUAUAUAUUUGAUGCCAUGUUCAUUCUGUUACAUGAGAAAUUGAUUCUGUAUUGGUGUAUUUUGGGAAAUUGUAACUAUUCCUGUCAUCUGC